Dendronephthya gigantea is the source of this 1785-nucleotide messenger RNA. RefSeq names its product carboxy-terminal domain RNA polymerase II polypeptide A small phosphatase 1-like. The record is from RefSeq and is a predicted model, not a curated record. Bases 211 to 1068 code for a protein of 285 amino acids. Gene Ontology annotation, molecular function: RNA polymerase II CTD heptapeptide repeat phosphatase activity. Lineage: Eukaryota; Metazoa; Cnidaria; Anthozoa; Malacalcyonacea; Nephtheidae. The transcript is spliced from 8 exons.
CUGUCAAUCAAAGCAUUCUUCUCGCUUGCUACCAUGUCCCCUACGUUCGGACGUAAAAGCACUCUUAUUGGCGGCAAUCCGGCGUAGAAAAGCGCAAAAAUCUGCAACAAAUUAACCGAUUCCGAGUUACAUCGAAUCUGAAGUAGACAAUCUAUGUCUUUAGCCACAUGAGGGGAUAACAUACGAUCGAAAUUUCGCGUUUGCUGUGGAAUGGACAGCACUUCUAUUAUUACUCAAGUCAGUCGGGACGACGAGUCAUUAAAUAUAAAUACGCAUCGAACUGACCACGUUGAAGUGUCGCGGAAGUCUAGUACAAAGAAAAGACGUCGCCGUGGUUUCAUCUCCUCGCUUUUUUGCUGCUUCGGCAGCAGAAGCCACAACUUCAACCAGGAUGUAAAAAGCAACGGCUCUGCGCUCGCAAACCAUGAGAGCCAGCCCGCAAUGCCAAUACCCGAAGAGAAAGAAAACAAGGGAAACCACCUCUUGCCUAGUCCAAGAGAAGACCAUAUACACAAGAAAUGCGUUGUUGUUGAUUUGGAUGAAACGCUUGUACACAGCUCAUUCAAGCCUGUCAGCAAUGCAGAUUUUAUCGUUCCUGUAGAAAUAGAUGGCACAGUCCAUCAGGUUUACGUUUUAAAAAGGCCACAUGUAGAUGAAUUUUUAAGGAAGAUAGGAGAAAUGUUUGAAUGUAUUUUAUUCACAGCAAGCUUAGCAAAGUAUGCAGACCCUGUUGCUGAUCUUUUGGAUAAACAUGGGACAUUUGUAUGUAGGCUAUUUCGAGAUUCCUGUGUAUUUCACCGUGGAAAUUAUGUCAAGGAUCUUAGCAAACUGGGAAGAGAUCUAAACAAUGUUGUCAUUAUUGACAACUCGCCUGCAUCGUAUAGUUUUCAUCCUGAAAAUGCUAUUCCUGUUGUAUCUUGGUUUGAUGACUAUAAUGAUACCGAAUUACUGGAGCUAGUACCGGUCCUUGAAACUAUAAGUAAUGUUGAUGAUGUUCGAGAACAACUGAAAUAUCUUAAUCAUAACUCACCAUAUAACACGGGGCAAUAUUAUUUAAAUGGAUCGUAGGUGAUAUAAUUGAUGAACCAACACACUCGAAAUACUACAGCUGCAAAUAUCUUGCAAAUUAUCUGGCAUGGAUCUAUGAGUCGAUCCAUGAAUCUGGUAUUCGUGAAUCAAUUGGUUAUUGCUUUGAACUAUUUUAACAAAAUCACCCUAUUCAAAACCAAAGAAAGUGAAGCAUAAAGUGCAGCAGUGGUAUCAAUUCAUAUAGACCAAAAUUUUACAGUUUUAAUAGGUGUAAUCAUUUCUAUAUAAAACUUAUAUUUUUGUACUUGUGUACACAUCAAAUUUUUUGAAAUGACACUGUAUUUCAACACUGAGAAAUUGAACCACAAACCACGAAAAAUACAUGAAGAACUGACAUGUUGAAAUUUUAGUUGUGACUUUGGAUGAAAAAAUAUUUUCUUUCAUAAAUAACAAUACAUGCCACAAUCCAAUGUCAGUUCUUUUUGUUAUUUUUCGCAAGGUCAACAUGGAUCAGCAUCAAAACAAAUGUUAUUAUAUGUAGUGUACAAAGUAAUAUUUCUAUAUAUGAUUUUCACAGAGUAUUUUUGUACAGACAUUUUUAGUCCACAUUGUAAUGGUGCCACACUGUGGUACAGUGAAUAAUUUCUGACACAUUUUUGUAUAUAUUCAUAAAAUAUUUUAAUUUUAAAUGUACUUUCAUUGGAAUUAAGAUGUUUUCAAAUAACUUUACUUUUAAAAUAAAAUAUAACAGAUGCA